Molecule: messenger RNA, 1141 nt
Organism: Triplophysa rosa
Lineage: Eukaryota; Metazoa; Chordata; Actinopteri; Cypriniformes; Nemacheilidae
Gene: ing5b
Product: inhibitor of growth family, member 5b
Exons: 8
Coding region: 137-862 (241 amino acids)
Biological process (GO): positive regulation of DNA-templated transcription; positive regulation of apoptotic signaling pathway
Cellular component (GO): nucleus
Molecular function (GO): chromatin binding
Source: RefSeq, a predicted model, not a curated record
GUUGAUAGUCUAAUGACGUGUUUUAAAGUGAGUUUUGUAUUUAAAGAUCCAAUAUCUUGUCCCGCGAAUUCAGGAAGUGAAGUUCGGCGCGGGCUAAACAAAUCUCAUCCUCGUGUAGAAGACAACACAACACAGAAUGGCUAAAGGGAUGUAUUUAGAGCAUUAUUUAGACAGUAUAGAGGGACUUCCCUGCGAGCUACAGAGAAACUUUGCAUUGAUGGGUGAUUUGGAUAAUAGGACUGAAGAGAAAAAAGCAGAGAUUAAUGAAUUGGCUGCUGAGUAUGUUGCCAAAGUUAGGAAUCUGGCACCUGAGGAGCGUGUCCAGCAUUUAAAGAAGAUCGAGAACGCAUAUCACAAAUGCAAAGAGUACAGUGAUGACAAAGUUCAGCUUGCAAUGCAGAUCUAUGAAAUGGUGGAUAAACACAUUCGGCAAUUAGAUGCUGAUCUGGCGCGCUUUGAAAAUGAUCUGCAGGAGAAACUGGACUCGGGUAUUCCGGAUAGCUCAGAUGAAAAGCACUCUCAAAAGGAUAAAAAUAUCAAAGAAAAGAAGGGAUCGCAUGGUAGAGACAAGAAAGGAUCAGAUCAAGACUCACCAAAGCAGAAAAGACAGAAAAAUGGUCCUAGUCCUAACAUUAGUGAAGCUCUUCUCACCAUGCACCCAUCAGAUGUCCUUGAUAUGCCCGUGGACCCUAACGAACCCACAUACUGCUUAUGUAGUCAAGUGUCAUAUGGAGAAAUGAUUGGCUGUGACAACACAGAUUGUCCAAUAGAAUGGUUUCACUUUGCUUGUGUUGGCCUGACAAUUAAACCAAAGGGAAAGUGGUACUGCCCACGAUGCAUCCAAGAAAUGAGGAAAAAGUAAAGCUAUUUUUACAAUGCAUUUUGAAUUAACGAAGCUGCUUUUUUUUAUUACAACCUACUCGGUGGACCUUGUGUUGGGAAAAUCUGUGUAUCGGUGGAUUUUCUAAGUAUACAACAGAUGGGCAUCAAUGUCACAGUAGUAAAGAAUAUUAAAUGUUUUCUUUAGUCUCAGCAAAAACCUUGGAGUUUUUUUUUUUAUUACAAAAUAAAGUUAAUUUAUGACAAUGCAUAACUUAACCUCAUUUAUUCCUUGAUCACAUUGGCGCACUGAUAACACUUU